This is a messenger RNA of Sungouiella intermedia, 834 nucleotides long. NCBI's taxonomy places the organism in Eukaryota, Fungi, Ascomycota, Pichiomycetes, Serinales, Metschnikowiaceae. The record is from the annotation of a GenBank genome assembly.
AUGGCCCUCCCUAAACUCGCAGAGGAAUUAUACCUGUUGUUUGAACAGGAAAAGUACACCGAGUGCCAACAAUUGCUCACACCCGUCAAAAUCGAGUUGAUCAAACACAAUCUCCUUGUUCCUACCAGCGCCAACACUCAAACCAAUGACCAGCUAAACGACUUGAAAAUCGCCGAGCGGAUCUUGGAAAUUGGAGCAUUCUCGUCGCUCUUGACCCAUAACUACCUGAGUUUCGAAAAUUACUUUGCCUCGUUGAGACCAUUCUAUGCCACUGCCAAAUUGCAUGGUAAGAACGAAGUCAACUCCGACAGCACGAAGAUCAUAUCGUUAUAUUUGAUUUACUUGCUAACACAAGGUGAUAUCAGCAAGUUCCACAUCGAGUUGGAGUCCAUCUACCAUGCACCACAGUUCAACAUCGACAAAGACAAGUAUUUACAGUAUCCUAUUGACAUGGAGCGCAACUUGAUGGAGGGAAAUUACAUUAAGAUCUGGAAGUUGUUGCAGGCCGACUCCAACUUGCCGUGCAAGGAAUACCAACACUUCACGUCUACGUUGGUCAACACGUUGCGUGUGGAAAUUGCAAAGUCUAUUGAAAAGACCAAUGACUCCAUUCCCAUCUCCAACUGCAAGACCUUGUUGUACUUUCCUCAGGAGCAGUCCGAUCUGACGUUUGAGGAGGUAUUGAAGCAGGAGUUGGAGGUUGACGACUGGGUGUUCAGAGAUGGAGUGAUUUAUUUCAGCCAGCACAAGAGCCAGGACUCUUCGUUGGCUGACUCAUCCCAGAUCAUAACCAACGUGUUGAACUACGCAGAACAGAUCGAGUCCAUUGUCUAG